Aureobasidium melanogenum CBS 110374 is the source of this 1932-nucleotide messenger RNA. RefSeq lists its product as uncharacterized. NCBI's taxonomy places the organism in Eukaryota, Fungi, Ascomycota, Dothideomycetes, Dothideales, Saccotheciaceae. The record is from RefSeq and is a predicted model, not a curated record. Gene Ontology annotation, molecular function: DNA-binding transcription factor activity, RNA polymerase II-specific; DNA binding; zinc ion binding. The transcript has 2 exons. Gene Ontology annotation, biological process: DNA-templated transcription; regulation of DNA-templated transcription. The coding region runs from base 1 to 1932 and encodes 643 amino acids.
AUGCCGAAGCAAAACAAGGUCAGGAAAGGGACGCACAGCUGCUGGGAGUGCAGACGAAGGAAGGUGAAAUGUGUGUUCGCAUCACCCACCAACGCCAGAUGCAUCACAUGCCAACGCCGAGACUCGACAUGCACCAUUGUGACAGAAACCGAUGAUAAUCGGGAUGCGCAGUCGGCCACGCCUACGCAGGCCUUACUAAGGCCAUUAAGUCCAAUCUCGAACCAAAUUCCACCCACAGAAUUGCAAAGAAAUUCAACAAUAACACAAGACCUCCUUCGUUCCUUCCCUCCUCAAACAGACAUUGAGACCCUUCAAGAAAGAGUCAGCGGCAUCUCAUCAACAUGCUAUCAAUUCGACUACAAAGCCCCUCUCUCAACACUCCACAGAAAUGCAGAGACAUACAUCGUUAAACCAAACCUUCUGUCUCCAGAAUCCGAUCCAGUGCUAUUGGCAAAGCAAAUGUUACUGUUUGCAACAGCAUUGCGGUAUAUCUCUCCUACAGAACGGAUACAUGGUUUGAGUAAACAUCACCAUCAGAUUAUGGAAGAGCUUGCUGGUGCGGCUAUUAAACUGGUUACUACUAAUGACUCACUGUUGGGGUCUUUAGAGUGUUUAGAGAGCAUCAUUCUUGAAGCCUUUUACCAUACGGAUUCUGGUGAUAUACGAAAAGCUUGGAUUACGAUGCGGAGAGCUGUUAUGGCUGCGCAACUAUUGGGCUUGCACCGUCGUGGUCAUUAUCGGUACAAGGUUAUUGAUGAUCGUAAUGUCGUUGACCCCGAAACCAUCUGGACUAGUAUUGUGUAUAUGGAGCGUGUUGUCUCUUUGCUAUCUGGACUGCCUACAAGCACAGACAAUAUAGUCUUGACACGACAGGAUGCUACAAACGAUGCCACCAACGAUUGUGGUCUGCUCACUGACCUAGGAAAUGUCGCCGGCAAGAUUCUCGAGCGAAAUCAGAUUGAAUUGCCACAGCAAGCUCUCGAGAUCACUAAGAGUAUAGAUGACGAACUCCUCAGAAUCUCCACCAAUCUAUCACCAACAUUCUGGCGACCGACAGAGUUCUCAGGUCUUACGCAAGACUCAUCACACGCUUUUGAUGAGAUCAGACGUGUUUUCGAUCACAGCUCCUACUAUACUUUGGUGAUCCAGCUGCAUAUGCCUCAUAUGCUAUGUCCAAGCCACUCCACGCAGAGGAUGUACUCCAAAAUGGCCUGCGUAAACGCCAGCCGCGAGAUUCUGACACGACAAAUCGCUUUGCGCAGUUUCAAUCUCGUCACGGCUUGUUGUCGAAUGAAUGAUUUCAUGGCGUUGAUUGCAGGGAUGACAUUGAUGCUAGCACAUGCUACCAGUCACUGCGACACAACUACGGGCAAUGUGUUAGCACAUCAACGAUUGGGUGAUCGAGCAAUGGUACAGCGAGCUCUAGAAUGCAUGACUUUCAUUUCCGAACUUCCAGAGGACCAACUCGCAGUCAGAUGCGCUUCAUUGCUCAAAGACCUGCUAGUUAUUGAAGAAAGUGCUGCUCGGAAACAAGAUCAGAGCAAUGCAAAUGAUGGCGAAGACCGCGAUUUUGUCAUUACCCGAGCACCUUUCUUUGGUGGCAUCAAGUUAUCUAGAGGAGGAGUCGCCACCGUCACUCCAUCAAGAUCAGAGCAGAAUCAAAGUCUUCCAGAGGGCAUCAGUAUUGGUGGGAUAGGAUCGAUCCGCGUCGACACGCCGAGCUCCAACAAUUUUACUCCUGCAGAUGUUGCGAGCCAGCAUGUAACUUCGGAGCCAUUGCAAACGCAUCAGGGCUUCGUCAUGCAACCUGACCAGAUACUAUCGGACAUUACCUUUGACGAUUGGUCGGUGUUAGGAAUGGACACGGCAUUCUUUGAGAGUUUGAUGCAAGGCAGUGGGGACGUUGCAUUUGACACGAUCAACACCAGUUGA